UCCAUUUUCACAAAUCCAAAGUGAUCGGCGACAGUAAAGUUGAUAGCUAUGGCGACCAAAUCUCUUUCCAUCUACGCGGUGUUCUUCGUUCUCUUCCUCGUGCUCCUUGUUCCAAGCAUAGAAGCCGGAGACGAAUGUUUGAAAGAAUAUGGUGGCGACGUUGGGCCCUCAUUCUGUUUCCCAGAGAUUUUCCCGAGCUUUUGUUACCAACGCUGCCGCAGUGACAAACUUGCGUUAGGCGGUAGAUGCGUUUGGCGAGACGAUGAUAGCGUUAUAUGCUUAUGCGACUACUGCAGUGAUGAACCAAGCCUUGGGAUUAAACCGAAAGCAAACGCUGCUUAGUAACAAUUUACUAUAACGCCGUCUGCGAGGCAGAUAAUAAGACUUCGAUGUUCCGACAAUAAAUAUGCAGUUUAGGAAUAUGACCUUGGCUGCCCUUUACUACGGUUUUAUGUUUUAAAUGUAACGUAACGCAUGGUUUGUGCGAUUUUGUGUUUCGUGUAACAAAAAAAAAAUAAUUAAGGCAUGUACAAUUUUUUUUGGGAAAAUUUCAAAAAAUAA
Messenger RNA from Tarenaya hassleriana, 561 nucleotides. RefSeq names its product defensin-like protein 4. Gene Ontology annotation, cellular component: extracellular region. NCBI's taxonomy places the organism in Eukaryota, Viridiplantae, Streptophyta, Magnoliopsida, Brassicales, Cleomaceae. The record is from RefSeq and is a predicted model, not a curated record. Gene Ontology annotation, biological process: defense response. The transcript has 2 exons. Bases 49 to 342 code for a protein of 97 amino acids. Gene Ontology annotation, molecular function: sodium channel inhibitor activity.